This is a messenger RNA of Rana temporaria (common frog), 2705 nucleotides long. It is a transcript of the gene RASGRP4, whose product is annotated as RAS guanyl releasing protein 4. The transcript has 16 exons. Gene Ontology annotation, biological process: positive regulation of GTPase activity; Ras protein signal transduction. The record is from RefSeq and is a predicted model, not a curated record. Gene Ontology annotation, molecular function: calcium ion binding; guanyl-nucleotide exchange factor activity. Gene Ontology annotation, cellular component: plasma membrane. Bases 191 to 2329 code for a protein of 712 amino acids. NCBI's taxonomy places the organism in Eukaryota, Metazoa, Chordata, Amphibia, Anura, Ranidae.
UUCUGUAGUCUGUAUUCGCUGUCAGUGACACACUUUGCAGACGGUUCCUCUUUAUCGAAGCUACAAGUGACACUCCCCUGUCAGUCACUGCGUCCCAACUCUCCUGUGCCUCUUGACACAGGGGUCUGGUGAUGUCUAAAUAGACCCCAGAAACACGGCCCCUUCUUCUGCCCUCCUGCCUUCCAGCAACAUGAACCGAAAGGACAGCAAGAGAAAAUCGCGCCAGGAAAGCCAAAUAGUAAGCAACAAUGGAGUCAACCUUCUCGUUAAGAGCCGUCACACUCAGGGCAGGAGGAGAAGACGUAUGACCUGCCCAAGCUCAGCUGAGAUUAACAAGGCUUUGAUGACCGUCACAUUGGAACAACUGGGGAAGGGAUGCAGCCUGGAUGAACUUAUGGAGAAGUGCAUACAGUCAUUUGAUGCGGAUGGAAAGCUCUGGAGAAAUGAAGACACUGUUAACAUGGUCCUUGUCAUGCACAGCUGGGUGGUGCCAUCGGCAGAGUUUGCACAAAAACUUCUUCAACUCUACAGGGAAGCAGACCAAAACCAAAGGAAGAACCAGAUAUGUCAUUUGCUAAGGUUCUGGGUAAAUCGCUAUCCAGAGAUGUUUCGGCUUGACCGUGAAUUAGAAGAGCUGAUGUGUGAUUUCUGGGAGGUGGUUAAAGACCGCAGAUGGUCAAAUGUCCACAGACAAAGUCCUGAUACCUCAUUCACAUUUGACCCGGAAAGCCCACAGCCUUUUCCAGAGUCACCAAGCUUCAACAAGAAGAGGAAAGUCUCCCUUCUAUUUGAUCAUCUGGAACCAUCAGAACUGGCAGCUCAUCUCAGCUACCUGGAGUUCAAAUGCUUCUGCAGGAUUACGCAUUUAGACUAUCGAAGCUACACUUUGCAGAGUUCUCUGCGAGAAAUCCCUCGGCUGGAGCGAUCGGUCUCCUUAUGUAACAGCAUUUCACAGUGGGUUCAGCUCAUGAUCCUCAACCGCCCAACUCCACAGCAGAGAGCUGAGGUCUUCACCAAAUUUAUCCACAUGACUCAGAAACUCCGUAAGCACCAGAACUUUAACACCCUGAUGGCAGUGAUUGGAGGACUGUGCCACAGUGCCAUCUCCAGGCUAAAGGAGACACAUAGUCACCUAUCACAGGAUGUACUAAAGACGCUCAGCGAAAUGACAGAGUUGCUGUCCUCAAGCAGUAACUACAGUACAUAUCGGAGAGUCUACAACGAAUGUGGUGGAUUUAAGAUUCCGAUUCUCGGUGUCCAGCUCAAGGAUCUAGUUUCACUCAAUGAGGCUUUACCUGAUUAUUUGGAUAAUGGGAAAAUCAAUGUCAGCAAACUGCAGAGUCUUUACCAGCACAUCCUGGAGCUUCGGCAGCUGCAGAAAGCCGUUCCACCAUUCCAAGCCAACAAGGAUGUGAUACUGCUGCUAACAACAUCAUUAGAUACCUUUUACACAGAAGAUGAGAUCUACUCCUUGUCCUACACUCGGGAACCACGCAGUUCCAAAAUAUUGGCCACCACAGCCAACAAGCCACCUGCCGAUAUUCCCCACUGGACCCCUGACAUUGCCAUACAGCCAGACCCCGAGGCCCUCAGUCGCAGUGUAGAGCAAAUGGUGCAGUCUGUUUUACGGUUUUACGAUCCCGAUCAAAGAGGAUCAGUCUCCCGGGAAGACUUUGAGAAGGUUGUUUCCAGUCUUCCAUUUUCCUGUCACAUCCUAGAAAAGGAUCAGGAAGGAUCGAUAAACCAUCAGGAGAUGACAUCAUACUUUAUGAAAGCCAGCCAGAUUUGCUCCAAGCUUGGAGUUCCUUUCCUACAAACGUUGGUGGAAAUACGACUGAAGGAAUCUCCUCUGUGCCCCAGCUGUAUUUGGGCUGUAGCUAAGCAAGGCUAUGUACCUGAAGGUUUGCACAAGGAUAGUACACAGACCUGGACAUCUAGGCCCAGCAGUCCCAUGUACAACAAUGAAAAGAAAGGCCUAAGCCAUAAAGCGUGUCAAACAGAUGGUACCUCGGAUUCUGGCCGUCCUGUUGCUUCAGAAGACCCAGCUCAUGUCAAACCCAACUGUGAAGGAAACUGCAGCGCCUCAAUUUCCUUACGAAGACAGCUUAAAGAGAUGGAAAAGGAGAGGGACCACUUCUUAAUGGACAAUGCUGGAAUGCACUGCACCAACUCCCAGCUAGCUGCAGAAAAUGCCAAGCUGCAGAGCCAGUUAAGUAUGUUGCAAGAGAAAGUGCGAGCGCUAAAGGUGAACACAAAGAUGCGACCAGCUGUCAAUCAAAUACUUGAGAGUUUUAAAGAGCUUCACAUACAAGGGGAAGGAAAUUUGUGACCAGUAAAUGGACUACAACCAAAGGACAAUUAAAAAAAAAAAAAAAAAUUAUUUAAACUUUUUUUUUUAUUGUAUAUACUAAAGAGAUAAUUACCUCUGUGGGGUCUCUCUCUGUGUACAUAGUGUACUAUGGCAUGCACAGAUCACUUAGUAGUAUGUUAACAUACAACUAAUUUAUUUAUGUGAUUUUUUUUAUUUUACUAGCAAGUCGCAAAAUUUUCUUAUCAAAUACAAUUCUAAAAAUGCCUGUAUUAUGUGCAGAAGAUUGUGCAGUAACCCAUAGCAACCCUAAAAACAACAAUCAAAAUGUUAUUGCAGAUGUCUGCUAGGGGUGGUAAAGAUAUUUUUACAUUUAUAAUAAAAAGCCAUUUUAUUU